UCAGCCGGGGUGCAGCAAGGGCCAAAAGCCAACGUCACGGACGCUUUGAUCACCGGCUGGCCCCACCGGGGGACAGCAGUCUUUCUUCCUCCGCUUUGCAGGACCGGUGGGGAAACUGAGACCUGGAGCGGGAUGGGGGAGCCUUGCUGAAGACCACACGGGAGGUCAGGCAGAGCCGCAGUCAGUGGCGCUUCCUGCCGGCGUGGGUUCCUCCGCCCCCAGGUGCUGCCGUGUUAAGUGAGGAGUGUGGAGCCAUUGAGAGGACAUGGAGAAGUGAAACGGAGCUGAGCGGCUGCUGCCUGGAGCUCGGUUACCACCUCUAGGAUAAAUGCCGUCAAGUUCAGGGUCUCUGGUAGGCUGUACCCAUGCUGGACACCCCGGAUAGCCUUGGAGCUGGGAGGGACUUGGAAGAUUUUCACGAGUCUGUGUCAGAGCCUUGGCCUCGGGGGCCCCGCCAAGCCAGCAGCAUGUGGCACCCCCGGGCCUGGCCAGUGUCCUCCCGCCAGCUGCCUGGCCCCCCCAGGAGGCCCUGACGCCCUGGGGCACUUCUGCUGUGCACAGGACCACGUGGGGGUUUGCCAUGGUGACAUAAAGGGGCGCGGAGGAAGGAAGGAGCACAACCAGCCUGCGGACUGCGCCCCCGGCUGGGAGGAAGGGCCGGCGGCCUGACCCUCCCCUCCUGCUGCCCACUGAGGGCCUCGCUUGAUAAGUGUCUGUGAAUCUGUUGGUCAGCGGACGACUCCAGUAUCUCCUGCGUGAGGCCGUGGGGUGGCCAGGGCAGGCCGGGCCUCCGGGGGCCGAGGUCUCGAGGACCAGGAUGCCCACCCUGACGCGCUUCCGCAGGCUGUGUCGGCACGUGUCCCCACAGGCUGUCCUUUUCCUGCUGUUUGUCUUCUGCGUGUUCAGCGUUUUUGUCUCCGCCUACUACCUAUAUGGCUGGAAGCGGGGCCUGGAGCCCUCGGCUGACGCCCCCGAGCUUGACUGCGGGGACCCGCCGCCCAUGGCCCCCAGCCGCCUGCUCCCGCUCAAGCCCGUGCAGGCGGCCGCCCCUUCCCGCACGGACCCACUGGUGCUGGUGUUCGUGGAGAGCCUCUACUCCCAGCUGGGCCAGGAGGUCGUGGCCAUCCUGGAGUCGAGCCGCUUUAAGUACCGCACAGAGAUUGCACCGGGCAAGGGGGAUAUGCCCACGCUCACGGACAAGGGCCGUGGCCGCUUCGCCCUCAUCAUCUACGAGAACAUCCUCAAGUACGUCAACCUGGACGCCUGGAACCGGGAGCUGCUGGACAAGUACUGUGUGGCCUACGGCGUGGGCAUCAUCGGCUUCUUCAAGGCCAACGAGAACAGCCUGCUGAGUGCGCAGCUCAAAGGCUUCCCCCUGUUCCUGCACUCGAACCUGGGCCUGAAGGACUGUAGCAUCAACCCCAGGUCCCCGCUGCUCUACGUGACGCGGCCCAGCGAGGUGGAAAAGGGCGUGCUGCCCGGCGAGGACUGGACCGUGUUCCAGUCCAACCACUCCACCUACGAGCCAGUACUGCUGGCCAAGACGCGCUCAUCCGAGUCCAUCCCGCACCUGGGCGCGGACGCCGGCCUGCAUGCCGCGCUGCACGCCACCGUGGUCCAGGACCUGGGCCUCCACGACGGCAUCCAGCGCGUGCUGUUCGGCAACAACCUCAACUUCUGGCUGCACAAGCUUGUCUUCGUGGACGCCGUGGCCUUCCUUACCGGCAAGCGCCUCUCACUGCCUUUGGACCGCUAUAUUCUGGUGGACAUCGAUGACAUCUUCGUGGGCAAGGAGGGCACACGCAUGAAGGUGGAGGACGUGAAGGCCCUGUUUGAUACACAGAACGAACUACGCACGCACAUCCCAAACUUCACCUUCAACCUGGGCUACUCAGGGAAAUUCUUCCACACAGGUACGGACGCUGAGGACGCUGGGGAUGACCUGCUGCUGUCCUACGUAAAGGAGUUCUGGUGGUUCCCCCACAUGUGGAGCCACAUGCAGCCCCACCUUUUCCACAACCAGUCUGUGCUGGCUGAGCAGAUGGCCCUGAACAAGAAGUUCGCUGUCGAGCACGGAAUUCCCACAGACAUGGGGUACGCAGUGGCGCCCCACCACUCGGGCGUGUACCCUGUGCACGUGCAGCUGUAUGAGGCCUGGAAACAGGUGUGGAGCAUCCGAGUGACCAGCACGGAGGAGUACCCCCACCUGAAGCCGGCCCGCUACCGCCGCGGCUUCAUCCACAACGGCAUCAUGGUCCUCCCGCGGCAGACCUGCGGCCUCUUCACCCACACCAUCUUCUACAACGAGUACCCUGGCGGCUCCAGCGAGCUGGACAAGAUCAUCAACGGGGGCGAGCUCUUCCUCACCGUGCUCCUCAAUCCUAUUAGCAUCUUCAUGACGCACCUGUCCAACUACGGGAAUGACCGCCUGGGCCUCUACACCUUUAAGCACCUGGUGCGCUUCCUGCACUCCUGGACCAACCUCCGGCUGCAGACGCUGCCCCCUGUGCAGCUGGCCCAGAAGUACUUCCAGAUCUUCUCUGAGGAGAAGGACCCGCUCUGGCAGGACCCCUGUGAGGACAAACGCCACAAAGACAUCUGGUCCAAGGAGAAGACGUGUGACCGCUUCCCGAAACUCCUCAUCAUCGGCCCCCAGAAAACAGGCACCACGGCCCUCUACCUGUUCCUGAGCGUGCACCCGGACCUCAGCAGCAACUACCCCAGCUCAGAGACCUUUGAGGAGAUCCAGUUUUUUAACGGCCACAACUAUCACAAAGGCAUCGACUGGUACAUGGAGUUCUUCCCCAUCCCCUCCAACACCACCUCUGACUUCUACUUUGAGAAAAGCGCCAACUACUUUGAUUCAGAAGUGGCACCCCGGCGGGCAGCCGCCCUGUUGCCCAAAGCCAAGGUUCUGACCAUCCUCAUCAACCCAGCGGACCGGGCCUAUUCCUGGUACCAGCACCAGCGAGCCCACGAUGACCCAGUGGCCCUGAAGUACACCUUCCACGAGGUGAUCACGGCUGGGCCCGAUGCGUCCUCGAAGCUGCGCGCCCUCCAGAACCGUUGCCUGGUCCCUGGCUGGUAUGCCACCCACAUUGAGCGCUGGCUCAGCGCCUUUCACGCCAACCAGAUUCUGGUCUUGGAUGGCAAGCUGCUGCGAACAGAACCUGCCAAGGUAAUGGACACAGUGCAGAAGUUCCUCGGGGUGACCAACACCAUUGACUACCACAAAACCUUGGCGUUUGAUCCAAAGAAAGGAUUUUGGUGCCAACUGCUCGAAGGAGGAAAAACCAAGUGUCUGGGCAAGAGCAAGGGCCGGAAAUACCCAGAGAUGGACUUGGAUUCCCGCGCCUUCCUGAAGGACUAUUACCGGGACCACAACAUCGAGCUUUCCAAGCUGCUGUACAAGAUGGGCCAGACGCUGCCCACCUGGCUGCGGGAGGACCUCCAGAACACCAGGUAGCCGCGGCCCCCCAGCCAGACCGAACGUUUGUGAUGGCAGGGACGUCCUGCCGCGCGCUGAGCCAGACUGACCUGCAGAACGGGGAGCUGGGCCUGGGCUGGCCAGGCCCGUACGAGCAAUACUCUGCCAGAGCCCAGGCAGGGCCCGGAGAAGAGCCCAGGCCAGUCUGCAAGCGCCUCAGAGCACCCAGCGCUGGGUCUGCGGCCUCUAGGACCUCCUGAGCCACCGGGGUCCGUUCUGUUCGCAGCCAUCUGCAGGGAGGCCACCCCCUGGGAGGAGGGGGUCUGUGAGACUCUCUUUUCUGUCCCUCACUGUGUUCUACCAACCAUGGCCUCUCCUUUGCCCGCCCCUCCCUGCCCCGGCAGGGCCUCCCCUCGGUCUUUGCUGCCAUGUUGUCCCCGUCCUCCAGACAGUACGGGAGAAGAGCCCAGCUGGGCCUUUCGCCACACCAGGGAGAGAGACUGGACCUUCCGCGGGGCCAGCCGGGUGCCCAGAGUCUGUUGCUAGGCUGGACGUGAGGGGGGUACCUCGGGAGGACUCUGAACUUCCACACACGUUCUGGCUCAUACCUUCACCUCUCACCCGCCCUUUUUGGGGAGAGAAGCACGGGUCCCGACAGCAUCCGCCUGACACUCAAAGCCUCCUGUGGGGCCCUGGGGCACUGCCAUGCCACUGGGACCCAGAGACCCAGGCCUCCACCCCCUCCCCUUUCACCCUGGGGUAUGACGUGCGUGGUGUUUCCUGUGGUAGAAGACGGAGGCGGUUCAGGAGUCUGCCAGGAUACAUGUUCCAGUGUACACACAGCGCCCCCACGCCUGCCCAGCCGCCGCCCCCGGCCAGCUCCGGGCAGAGCUGGGGAGAGGCUUUGCCCCGGCGACCUGUGGCUGAGGGUUCCUAGAGGCCCCCUUAACCUCCCCAAUACUAAGAAGCUAAAGUAUUUUAAUAUUUUGUUUUAUUUCUUGGUGCCAGAGUUUAUACUUUGGGUGCUGGGGUCGCACUGUGUUAUAUAUAUAUAUAUAUAUAAUUUGUAUAUAUAUAUUAUAUUUUUUUGGUUGGGUUUGUUUUUAAUUCAGUCAUACAAAAUGGUGGCAAGCCCCAGCCCCGUGCACGAAAACGAGACGGAAGGGAGGGGGCGACCACGUCUUCCCGCGUCUAGGGCCUCGCGGCAGCAGUGCAGAGGUGCCCUGGGAGCGCCGUCUGUCUCUCCCAAGUGCCGUGGCUUCCAGGGCUGCGUCAGGCGCACAGAGGGGUUGAGACACACAAGGAAGACCUGCUCUCUCUAGGAAACCCGGCUUCAUGAAGUGCGGGGACCUGGGGGAACUUUAGCCAAAGGAAACAGCCAGGCUGGCGUGGGCGGCUGGGCGGGAGGCUGGCCUGUCCCCUCCCCUCACAUGGUGCUAGGUGGGGAGCUGCCCUGGGAGCUGGGGGGCCGCAGGGACCCGCAGGGCUAUCUCCAGGCCUCCUGCGGACAGUGGGUCUCUGGGUCGUUUCCUGGUUGGGGUCUGCUCCUACCCUCCUUCUAACAAUGUGAAGUGACUAAACUGGGGUGCUCUCCCCAGCCCCUCCCACUGCCAGUUCAGCUUUGAACUGACACCCAGGAAGUCCUUUCUGGAGAGCCUUGCCUUGUUCACAAGACAGUAGCGUCUUGGGGUUGGAAGGGCCCCUCGGCUAUGGAAACAGCGGGUGGUGGCCUCCCUGGCCGAUGUCACAGAGCUGGUUGGGAGCAGGGCCAAGAAUUGAAUGUGCAGCUCCCGAUUCCAAGUCCAGUGCUCCUCUUCCAACGCCACACUGCCUCUGAACCCUUCCUUGGGACCCUACUCUGUGCCAGGUUCCUGUCCCUCCCUCAGUCACACCCUUGGUCACUCCAGGACAUAGGGACAAACCACUUCUUCCCAGCCAGGGUGCCUUUGAGCUUUCUCAGAUCUGCAUUUGCAUCCCUGUCUUGCUCUCCCCACCUCCAAAGGCUCUUCGCAGUCUGCAGGGCCUGGGUCUCUUUCAGCUCUGAACCAGUUCCCUUUCUGGGCCUGAGUAGGGUGGCUACUCAGCGGGACCAGCUGCGUGCGCGUGGUUUCCUGGCCCCACCGUGCUUCCCAUCGGGGCCUUUGAGCCUGGGAGUCCUGAGCCUGUCAACCCUGCGGGGGACAAGGAGCCCAGUGUCCCAGGACGGGGUGGCAUGGCAGCUUGUACGCCCCUGAAGACUGGCCCACGCUUUGGACCCAGACUCCCACAGAGACUUCCACAGGGCAAGUCCCCGGUCUCACCUCCCAGCAGUCAGAGAGGGGCCUGGGCUCGUGGCCUGUGAGGACCGUCCAGUGCCACACUUGCGCAGUCCGCCCUCUGGGCCUGGACGCCGGUCCCCGACCCUCGGAGCUCUGAAGGCCUUCUGGCCCGGCAGCUCCACUUCUUGGGGCCUCUGGCCCGAGGAAGGCGCGGGCAGGUGUGAGACCCCGCAGGAGAAGAGAUAUUGGGGAUUUCUGUCCAGUCCCUUCUGGGAGGCUGGGGACGUGACCUGCCGUGUGUUCUAAGUCUGGUCACUGCUCUUCCUUCCCUUCCCUUCCCACUGAUGAAUCUUUCUCAAGGACCCACUGCCAGGACCUGCAGGUAUUGCGGAGGGGACAGAGAAGUCCCCCAGGGACUCUCAGCUACUGAGUGAGCACACAGGUCCCCUCACAAGAAGAAAGAACCAGAGGUCGUUGGGUGCAGCAGCAUCAGCUUGUUUAAUGUUCUCUAGUUCACUGCAAGCAUUUGGCCAAAAAGAGAGAGAAAAAUAGCUUAAAUUGUGUAAAUGACUUCAUCACCCAUUCUGCCGACCCCUCCACGAGCCCUCGCCUCAGAGGUUGGGUGCAGCAGGGAGUACGGCUGACGCUGCCUCAGCCACGCGGGGUUCCAGAGUCACCUAUAGGGCGGGCGUCUUGUGAUAGGCCUUUCCAAGGCCCUAAGCAGGAGCAGCCAGUGUCUCCGGGGCCCAGGGGAGGGGGCAGCAGUCUGUCCCCAGGAGCAGAGGGCUACCGGGCUGCUCCAGAGAGUGGUGGUCCCCACGUGGGGCUGACCCCACGGGCUUGUUAACCCACCACCUAGAUUUAAAAUUGACAUUUUGGUACAUUUGUUUUCUCUCACUAUGUAGAGUUUUUUUGUGAAUUAACUUGAAAAUAAAAAUCAGGAGACUUCACCCCCAAAUGCUGCAGCCUGCAUCUGCGAAGAAUAAGACAUUUCUCCUGUGUCGUGACCCAGUAUCACACCGGAGACAGCGACACGUUCACAUCUGCCCUCUGAUCCGUAUUCCUCUUUCCCCCAAAGAACUUACACUGGGUUUUGGAAUUCGCAUCCAAUCAAGGGGCACGCGUUGCAUUUUGUAACUUUUUAAAUCUCCUUGGAUGUUGAAAAGUCUUCCUUCUGCUCACUUUGAUUUUUUUAAGUGGCACAUCUCUGAGGCCAGUGGGCCUGCUGUCUUGGAGAAAUCCAGCAUUCUGCGUCUGUCCUCUUGUUCUCCCCCGGUGUCGCAGGACGAGUUCCCCUAGCCCCGCGUUGUCAAGACCAAGUGAGGUUGUGUGGAUUUUGCCAUUGUGCUGAUUGGACAGUUUCCCUCCAGCCUAAGGCGCCCCUUUAGUGUCACCUGUACCAAGUGCCAAACCAGCAGAGGGGCCAGCUGGAGCUCCUGGAGCUCAGCGGAGGGCGAGAGAGGCCGCCUCGCAGAGGGGCCUGGGGGUCCUCAAGGAGGAGGAGGCCCGAGCGUGGAGGCCGGACCAAACGGUAUAGGGCCUCUUGGAAAUGAGACGUCUCUGGCUCAGAAAAGCCUGUGCUGCCCGCUUUGAUCCUGGUGAUGGACCUCAGGGCGCCAAAGAGCAUCCGAAUCUCUCUCUCUCUCUCUCUCUUGCUUGCUCUUUACCUCUCCAUCUCUCUCUCUGCUGGGGUCUCUCGGCCUUCACUUCCGGGAGGCCCGUGGUCUGUGUGCACUGGAGUAGAGCCAGGCCCCGAGAUUGUAUCGGGUGGGUCUAGCUCAGGAACCGCCUCCCACAAACGGGGGCAGGAGGGGAAGAGCACUGGGCUGGAGGCAGGAGGUGGGAAAUCCCAUCCAGACGGUGUACAGUUUAGUCGCUGCAUGAGAGUUUUCCUCCCAGGGCCUCAGUUUCCCCAUUUAUAGAAUGAGCAGGUGAAACUACAGCAGGGCCCUUCAAAUGUCAGAAAGGAAGUUAGGUUUGCUCUCGGGAAGGGAGGAUGAGGGCCGGCCCGCCCCCACCCCUGCCCCCAUGGCUUGCCCUCGCCAGCUCAGACAGCCGGAGGUGUUUUCCGCUCCUUCCAGGGAUGGGUGUUGGUUUUGUGUGGGGUCCACGUCAAGGGCUUGGGGGACUCUGGCUGUGUUUUAUCCUAAUAAGUUCACCCCUCCCUCUCUCCUUCCUCUCUGUGGCCCUUGAGGGGAAUGAGGGAGGAGAGGUUUUCUCUGACUGUGCUAGCUUUUAUUAUCAGCAAGAGGGCUCCUUUUGUAAUUUGUGCAUGAAAUUCAUGUCAUUUCCUGGGGAGAAGAGAGGGCUGACUGGAGAGGGUGGGGGGCACGCUGGGGGAGCAGGCUGUGGCUGCCUUCCCUUGUGGGGGUGGGGAGAGGUGUGGAAAGGGGGCGCUACCCAGCUCACCUGAUCAGGGCUCUUGAACCAGCCGUUUUGGGUUGUGUUAAAAGUGGGAACCUUCCUCCAUUAAUGUACAAUCUCGAACUAACUGCUAAUAAA
Molecule: messenger RNA, 8187 nt
Organism: Pteronotus mesoamericanus
Lineage: Eukaryota; Metazoa; Chordata; Mammalia; Chiroptera; Mormoopidae
Gene: NDST1
Product: N-deacetylase and N-sulfotransferase 1
Exons: 17
Coding region: 818-3466 (882 amino acids)
Cellular component (GO): Golgi apparatus
Molecular function (GO): deacetylase activity; heparan sulfate N-sulfotransferase activity
Source: RefSeq, a predicted model, not a curated record